AUGGGUGGCUGUUGCAGUGUUUGUACUCCGACCGAUAAAUUUGUUGGAACAUGGUCCAAUGGAACGACGACAAGUUUAGUAAUUCCACGAAAUGGAUGUCUUCUUUACAGGCAUAUUAGUACGUGUACACGAUCUGUCUGGAGUAUGCCGGGCUGUUACAACGAAAAUGGGUUUUGCACUUGUAUGUGUGGUUGUGUUCUUAGAGGGAAGUAUGUUGAUGAAAGUGAAGGUGGACCAGGGUUUAUGAUCAAUGAUGAAUUAUUGAAGAAAUCGGUGAAUACAGGAAAUACAAUUUGGUUAGCAACUGGUCAUUGA
Adineta ricciae is the source of this 315-nucleotide messenger RNA. The record is from the annotation of a GenBank genome assembly. Lineage: Eukaryota; Metazoa; Rotifera; Eurotatoria; Adinetida; Adinetidae.